GGUAGGACUGGCUUGCGCAGAAGGUGCCAGGCCAUGCGAUGGAGGGAUGAAACCGUGGCACACCACGAUCAGGAGUCGGCAGAUUCACUUUUUGAGCUGCCACUGCUUAAGCUCGUAGGCGAGAGGAUGAAGGCAGGGAUCAGCAAAGCAAGUGGGCGACUACAUCAUUCGCGCUGCGUUUGUAGUGCCGCAUUAUAAUUUCAAGAGCUGUCUGGUGCACUGAGUCGCCGACGCAGUCGUGCGCAAUGGAGGUCUUCAGCAUUAGGCACCCCCACGUGUUGUGAAUCGCCGUGCAUCGGUAGGCACGCUGAGGGGUUGUGAUAUCUGGGACAAGAGCACGACACAAAUGAUAUGCACCAGGUUGACUGUGCGGCGGCCGUGGGCCACAGCUCGUGGCUUCCUCUCGUGCGCACGGUUCGGCCACGGGAGGAAGCGGCAAACUUUUAUUUUGGCUUGUACGGUCGCCAGUGUAGCUGCAGCUUCAGCGCAUGCCACCCCGCCUCUGCACGGCCUGAGGCGCAGGCCCUCGCGGCAGCCCCCCGAGGCUCGGCUCACGGCCGGCCCGAGCUCCCGCGCGGCCACGCCCGAGCUCCGCGGAAAGGGCGGCCGAGCGCCCCGGCGGCCCCGCCACUCCCGGUGUGUGGGGGGGGGUUCGGGGAGCACGAACAUGCCUGGAACCUGUAUCCCCCCAACCCGAAGUCCGGGUCUUCGGGUUGGGGUGGGGUGGUCUGGUAGGCAGUCAAUCCCACAGUUCCCGACCGUACCCGUCGACCAGACAGCCAGCCAGACAGCGGUAGAGCACGAGUGCUUGCCAGGUCUCCAGGGCGGCGCGCUGCGACGGAUGCUGCGUGGCUCCAGGCUUCGGAGAAGGGCCCCCAGGCCGCAGGCGACGCGGGUGUCCCGCUUCUGCUCCGGUGCUCCACUUCGCCUCU
This is a messenger RNA of Prorocentrum cordatum, 932 nucleotides long. The record is from the annotation of a GenBank genome assembly. NCBI's taxonomy places the organism in Eukaryota, Dinophyceae, Prorocentrales, Prorocentraceae.